AUGCGUACCGCAGCUUUCCUGUCUCUCCUGCCUCUGGCAUUCGCGGCCCCCGCGAAGCGGGCUACGCCAGCUCCUCUGCUCAAGCCGCGGACUACCCAGCUCGUCGAGGGCAAGUACAUCGUCAAGCUGUACGACAAUGCCGCCGUCUCUGCUCUUGAUGACACCAUGGGCAUCUUCAAGGCUGAUGCCGACCACGUCUACAACGUCGAGGGCUUCAAGGGCUUUGCCUCCACCCUGACGGCCGAGGACCUCGAGAAGCUGCAGAACCACCCCGACGUCGAGUUCAUCGAGCAGGAUGCCAUCAUGAGCAUCAACGCCUACACCACCCAGACCGGCGCCACGUGGGGCAUCUCGCGUCUCUCCCACAGGACCGGCACCAACGGCUACGUCUACGACUCCAGUGCUGGCGCCGGGACCUGCGCCUACAUCAUCGACACCGGUAUCUACACCGCGCACUCGGAAUUCGAGGGCCGCGCUGAGUUCUUGGCCAACUACGUCGACAGCUCCAGCACCGAUGGCAACGGCCACGGCACCCACGUUGCCGGCACGAUUGGAAGCAGGACGUAUGGUGUUGCGAAGCAGACCAAGCUGUACGCCGUCAAGGUCCUCAACUCCAGCGGCUCCGGCACCACCUCCGGCGUCAUCGCCGGCAUGAACUUCGUCACCUCCGACUCCCAGACCCGAAGCUGCCCCGCUGGCGUCGUCGCCAACAUGUCUCUCGGUGGUGGCACUUCGACCUCGAUCAACAGCGCUGCUAGGGCCAUGAUCAACGCUGGUGUCUUCCUUGCCGUCGCCGCCGGCAACGACAACGCGAACGCCGCCAACACCUCGCCCGCCUCUGAACCCACCGUCUGCACCGUCGGCGCCACGACCUCGUCCGACGCCCGUGCCAGCUACUCCAACUACGGCAGCGUCGUCGACGUCUUCGCCCCUGGCUCCAGCAUCCUCUCGACCUGGAACAACGGUGGCACCAACACCAUCUCCGGUACCUCCAUGGCCACCCCUCACGUUGCCGGUCUCGGUGCCUACCUCCUAGCCCUCCUCGGCAGCCGAACCCCCCAGGCGCUCUGCAGCUACAUUGCCUCGACCGCCAACUCUGGCAUCGUCACCGGUAUCCCCAGCGGCACCGUCAACCUGCUCGCCUUCAACGGCAACCCCAGCGGUUAAAGGUGGAAGCAAAGUUGGAGAAGGUCACGCACGAGGGGGGCGAGAAGGAGAACGAGAAAGAUGUGCGGUUUUUGGAGCACGUCU
This is a messenger RNA of Durotheca rogersii, 1251 nucleotides long. RefSeq names its product subtilisin-like protein. Gene Ontology annotation, molecular function: serine-type endopeptidase activity. The record is from RefSeq and is a predicted model, not a curated record. Bases 1 to 1167 code for a protein of 388 amino acids. Gene Ontology annotation, biological process: proteolysis. The transcript has 5 exons. Lineage: Eukaryota; Fungi; Ascomycota; Sordariomycetes; Xylariales; Xylariaceae.